Molecule: messenger RNA, 360 nt
Organism: Amorphotheca resinae ATCC 22711
Lineage: Eukaryota; Fungi; Ascomycota; Leotiomycetes; Helotiales; Amorphothecaceae
Exons: 2
Coding region: 1-360 (119 amino acids)
Source: RefSeq, a predicted model, not a curated record
AUGCAAUUCUCAAGCAUCUGUCUCGUGGCUCUGACCGCUGUAGCUGUGUCGGCACAAGAUACUACCUUUACCAAAAAGAAUGCAAAGACUGCAACCGACUCUGCCGGCCAGGUCGCAGGCACUGGCGGUGCACGAAUCAACUCGGCCAAUUCUACCAAACCAACAGGAGCUGGUGGUAAACAUGGAUCAUCCACGGCUUCAACCACGGGCAAGAAGAUGAACUCCUCAACGCCUUCAAGCACAUCAUCAUCAGGAACAGCCAAGUCCACGACCAACGCUGCUGCGGGAUCACUCCUAUCAAAUGGUGGAGGACUGGUCACUGUUGCAGGUCUUGGUAUCAUGUUUGCUGUGUUUAUGUAA